AACAGUAAGCUCCCGCUCCAGCUUUCGAAAACAAAAAAGCAGGGUCGUAAAAUCCACGCUAAUACGACCACCUAAAGUAGUAGCUUCUCCGAUGUCGAGUUUCAUGCCGGCCGCCAAUCAGAACACGAAUCCCAACAAGUCCUUCGAGGUCGCCGAACCUCCAAACGACUCCAUUUCGAGCCUCAGCUUCAGCCCCAAAGCCAAUCACCUCGUCGCCACCUCCUGGGACAACCAGGUUCGAUGCUGGGAGAUACAACACAGUGGGCAAAAUCUUGCUAGCACCCCCAAGGGAAUGAUUUCACACGACCAUCCGGCUUUGUGCUCGACUUGGAAGGAUGAUGGGGCGACUGUCUUCUCUGGAGGAUGUGACAAGCAAGCUAAGAUGUGGUCCUUGGCUACUAACCAAACAAUGACUGUUGCUGUGCAUGAUGCCCCCAUUAAAGACAUGGCUUGGAUCCCUGAGUUGAACCUCCUAGUCACCGGAAGCUUGGACAAGACUGUAAAGUAUUGGGAUACGAGGCAGCAGAGCCCAGCGCACACCCAACAGCUCCCUGAACGCUGCUAUGCACUAUCAGUGAAACAGUCUCUAAUGGUUGUUGGGACGGCGGAUAGAAAUAUUAUUAUUUUUCACUUGCAGCAACCCCAGAAUGAGUUGAAGAGAAUUGUUUCACCCCUAAAGUUUCAGACAAGGUGUGUUGCUGCAUUCCCUGAUCAGCAAGGAUUCUUGGUUGGAUCUAUUGAGGGGAGGGUUGGUGUGCAUCAUCUGGAUGAGCAACUAUUAUCUAAAAACUUUACCUUCAAAUGCCACAGGGAGGGCAAUGAGAUAUACUCUGUCAACUCUCUGAACUUCCAUCCUGUCCACCACACGUUUGCUACCGCUGGCUCUGAUGGUUCUUUUAAUUUUUGGGACAAGGACAGCAAACAAAGACUCAAGGCAAUGCAAAGGUGCAGUCAGCCUAUUCCUUGCAGUACCUUUAACCACGAUGGUUCCAUAUAUGCAUAUGCGGUUUGCUACGAUUGGAGCAAGGGUGCAGAAAAUCAUAAUCCUGCGGCAGCAAAGAACCACAUUUUCCUCCAUUUGCCACAGGAAGCUGAGGUAAAAGCCAAGCCGCGAGUUUCAACUGGAAGAAAGUAAAGGCCAGUCAUGCCUGUUUUGCUACGAGCUCUUUUCGUAUAUAUUUUGGACCUUUUAGUUAUCAAUGUGUGAUCAAGGCUGAUCGAGCUGGUCCCUCGGAGUAGACAUUUUGGUAGCGGGGUCUCUUUUGUGUUAAGUAGUCAAAACCGUAUUGUUUUGCGAACUCUUAAGAUAUUAUUCUUUGUCAAGGGGACCCGUGCUUAUUAUCUUUCUGAAAUUCUGAAGUACUGAUUUACCUCUUUCUGUUGGCGUUCCAUAAAGUUCUGAAGUACUUAUGUAGUGUUUCAAUCAUUUAUGACACGGACCUUAAGGUGCGUUUAUGUGAUCAAUUUUUGAA
Rosa chinensis is the source of this 1472-nucleotide messenger RNA. Its product is annotated as protein RAE1. The transcript is spliced from 12 exons. Gene Ontology annotation, molecular function: RNA binding; ubiquitin binding. NCBI's taxonomy places the organism in Eukaryota, Viridiplantae, Streptophyta, Magnoliopsida, Rosales, Rosaceae. Bases 92 to 1135 code for a protein of 347 amino acids. Gene Ontology annotation, biological process: transcription-dependent tethering of RNA polymerase II gene DNA at nuclear periphery; RNA export from nucleus. Gene Ontology annotation, cellular component: nuclear pore. The record is from RefSeq and is a predicted model, not a curated record.